ACAGUGAGCCAUCGAUAAAUAUGAUGGACCGAUGGAUUGCCUCCUAAUCUGGAACGACCUGUGCAUUCUGUUCGGGUGCCUCGUCGUGUUCCUCAGCAAGCAGACCAAAAAAAAAAAAUAAAAUCCAAAGAGCAGCUUGCCAAGUCCACCGAAAAGAGUGAAAAAGAAACGGCCUCAUCUUGUCCCCUCAGGAAGUUGUAUCUGAAACCCUGCGGCUCCGUUUCAAUGGAGUUUGAAAAAAUGAGCGAAAAAGAGAGAGUCAUGAAAAAAAAGCCAAAGAGAGAGGCUGUGGCUCCUCGAACAGAGAAGAUGGCCACAGAUCAGGAUUGGAGUAGCGUUUAUCCCACCGCAGCUCCCUUCAAACCCUCUGCUGUGCCUCUUCCUAUUCGUAUGGGUUAUCCCAAGAAAAAAGGUGUGCCCUUGGCCAAAGAGGGAAAUCUAGAGCUCCUAAAGGUCCCCAAUUUUUUGCAUUUGACUCCGGUUGCAAUUAAAAAGCAUUGCGAAGUUCUUAAAGAUUUCUGCACCGAGUGGCCAGCCGCCCUCGACACCGAUGAAAAAUGCGAGGAGCACUUUCCGGUCGAGAUCGAGACGGCCGACUAUGUUUCAGCGGGGCCGUCUCUCCGGAACCCAAAAGCCAGAGUCGUCACCCUGAAGGUAAAACUUUCCAAACUGCACUUGGAUGAUCAUGCAAAGAAGAAGCUUAUUAAACUUGUAGGAGAGCGCUACUGCAAGAAUACAGAUACACUUACCAUCACAACAGACAGGUGCCCUCUGAGGAGGCAGAAUUAUGACUAUGCAGUGUAUCUACUGACAGUUCUGUACCAUGAAUCUUGGAAAACGGAGGCGUGGGAAAAAGAGAAGACCGAGGCCGACAGGGAAGAGUACAUCUGGGAAAACAGCCGUUCGGAGAAAAACAUCCUGGACACCCUCCUUCAGAUCAGAGCCUCAGAGGAAAGGGCCGGCGUAACUCGGGAAGAGCUGCUCGCUUCCGAGGAAGUCGGGGGUUACGGACGGGCGGUUGCCGCUCUCAAGAACGAAGGGGAAUCGGACCACAACCUCUUGCUGUACAAAGAAUCAGUAAAGAAGCUGCUGGGUUUGAACGCGUGAGGGGGGAGGGCGGCGCGAAUCCCUAAUUUAAAUCAGGUCGCUCUCUACGCGUGUCUGGGAACGGCACACCCCGUUCAAUCCGGAGGAGAUCCGAAAUAAAAGGGCCGCGGCCUCAUCCGGAA
Ornithorhynchus anatinus (platypus) is the source of this 1229-nucleotide messenger RNA. It is a transcript of the gene MRPS35, whose product is annotated as mitochondrial ribosomal protein S35. Bases 226 to 1107 code for a protein of 293 amino acids. NCBI's taxonomy places the organism in Eukaryota, Metazoa, Chordata, Mammalia, Monotremata, Ornithorhynchidae. The record is from RefSeq and is a predicted model, not a curated record. Gene Ontology annotation, biological process: mitochondrial translation. Gene Ontology annotation, cellular component: mitochondrial small ribosomal subunit. Gene Ontology annotation, molecular function: structural constituent of ribosome. The transcript is spliced from 8 exons.